Molecule: messenger RNA, 1799 nt
Organism: Ruditapes philippinarum (Manila clam)
Lineage: Eukaryota; Metazoa; Mollusca; Bivalvia; Venerida; Veneridae
Product: alkaline phosphatase-like
Exons: 10
Coding region: 75-1694 (539 amino acids)
Biological process (GO): dephosphorylation
Molecular function (GO): alkaline phosphatase activity
Source: RefSeq, a predicted model, not a curated record
UCUGUACAAUAGGACGGUAAUAUUACCGCACGUGUCAUUUUUUUUUACCAUAAAAUUUCUUAUGAUCUGUUAAGAUGGAUGUAAAGUUGUGUACAGUGUUUUAUGUUUGGAUGAUUUCAAGAUGUGUUUUGGCCAAGGGGCAGCAGCUUUAUUCUGGGAACGGUGAAACUCGAAAGCAUUGGAACGAUCUGGCAAACAAUGAGCUCAAGAAAGCAAAGCAAAUGCAACCAAAUCUUGCCGUAGCUAAAAAUGUUAUCGUAUUUCUUGGGGAUGGAAUGGGCGUUUCGACGGUGACAGCGGCGAGAAUUUUGCAAGGUCAACUUAAAAAUAAAACAGGAGAAGAAGAACUUUUGAGUUUUGAACAUUUCCCACAUGUUGGCCUGUCAAAGACAUAUAACCAAGAUGCGCAAACUGCUGACUCGGCAGGAACGGCGACGGCUUAUUUCAGCGGCAUUAAAACUAACUUUGGACUAAUAGGAUGUGAUGCUAGAGCAAGACGAGGCAAGUGUGCCUCCAUGAGUGAAGAAACAAAAUUAAAAACAAUCCUACACUGGUCUCAACAAGCAGGAAAAUCUGUGGGUUUAGUGACAACAACACGUGUGACUCACGCCACCCCCGCCGCCCUGUACGCACAUACACCUGAACGUAACUGGGAGAAUGAUGCCGAUAUUGAUGACCAUGUUGGUAAUUGUACUGACAUUGCUGCCCAGCUGAUAGACGCUAACAUAGAUAUACAGGUUAUUCUAGGAGGAGGUCGGGAGAAAUUUCUUAAGAACAACACUGAUGAUCCUCAAAGUGGCACUAUUACCAAUGGACGAACAGAUGGCCGAGAUUUGAUACAGGAAUGGCAGGACAAACAGAAAAAGCUGAAAAGAUCUUAUAAAUAUGUCUGGAACAACACUGCAUUUAAAGAUAUAAAUCCUGCUGAGACUGAAUAUCUAUUUGGUUUAUUCAACAAAGGUCACAUGAAAUUUGAAAUAGAACGAGGGAAUGAUGAGCCGCAUUUAAAAGAAAUGACAGAGAUGGCGAUAAAAAUACUCAGUAAAAAUGAGAAAGGGUUUUUCCUACUUGUCGAAGGUGGACGGAUAGAUCACGCCCAUCAUUACGGCCAGGCAGUAAGGUCUCUCCAUGAUACUUUAGCAUUUGCUGACGCCGUGCAGACUGGUAUGUCAUUGACCGACACCAAGGACACGUUAGUAAUAACAACGGCGGACCAUUCACAUACGUUUACUAUGGGCGGGUACCCGACCAGGGGCAAUCCUAUUUUUGGUUUCACAGACGAUCGAAAGGGACACGCCUUGUUGGCCAAAGACAACAAACCGUUCACUACAUUAAAUUACGCAAAUGGGCCAGGUGGAUACGCGGCAAUAGAACCCAAAGUCAGACCAAACCUAACAAACACUAAUACAGCUGACAUGAAUUACAGACAACAGGCUGGAGUGCCUCUAGAAUCAGAGAGCCAUGGUGGUGAAGAUGUCGCUAUAUAUGCACAAGGACCUAUGGCUCAUCUUUUUCACGGCGUUCAUGAACAGCACUAUAUUGCUCACGUGAUGGCGUACGCAUCUUGUGUCGGCAGUUACUCGUCUCCGAAUUCUUGCGCUGAAGCCGAUGUCCCAAUCACCAGCAACUGUGGUAUCAUAGAAUCAAACAUAUUAAUAUUGGUUCUAACUACAUUUCUAUUAUGUUUUCUGUGAUAUAAUAUGUGCUUCAUUAACAUUUGCCUUCUCAUUUAAUAAAAAAAGGGUUUGUUGUUAGUAAUUUCAUAAUAAAGCUUUAAUAAAUUUUUACAUUUUGUUUGA